AAUCCUUGUACCAGAGAAGCCUGUUCCAGCCAUGGGAUAUGCUCACCGAUUUCUUUGAGAGAAAAAAUCCAUAAGUGCGUCUGUUACCCGGGCUACAGUGGCACUAAUUGUGAAAUUGGUAAGUGGCUUUUGAAUUUUUUCGUCACAUAUUUACCGAAACGAAUAUUCUUUGCUAUGUUACUUAUAACUACAACAAUCUUUAUGACAGGUGUGACAUUUUUCGGAUUGGUCAUACUUUCUAAACACUGAGGUCAAACGUACGUAGGGCAUGGGUGAGGGGAUUUAAGGUCCACCUUAGGAAAUUGAUAACGGGUAUCCUAUUGAAUUUCCGUUUGGAGCUUUAUUAAGGAAUUUAAACACUUCUGAAACACCGGGACUCACUGGCUUGUGUGCUUGUUUGUCGCUUGGUUCUGAAAGUCUGAAAGCACAAUACCUAGGCGUCACCUAAUCGUUACAACGUUGCCACAUGCGCAGACGUUUCACCGCUUUUUUUUUCUGUGGUGGCCAACUAACAUCCUAUGGUUUUAAAAGGGCGGUAAAUCCCCCCCUCUCCCCCCCGCCUUUCGAUUUCCGCCUUAAUUGAAAACUCUAGUGGCUUUAACACCGUUACAAAGAGGGGGGGGGGGGAGAGAAGAAUAAAUAAAAAUCUCUUUUAGGGUUUUCGCCACGUCUUUAUAAACUUACAAAAGUAAUCCAAACAUAAAUUUUAAAAGAUGGUCUUCAGUGAGUUACAUCAUAUGAUGCAUAUAUGAUAUUUGGUGCUAGUACAUGAGACAUGAAACCAGGUUUUUUUUAAACAAAAUUGCAAUUAAGAAAUCGCCAGAUUAAAUGAAAACGGGUGACCUAAUGUAUACCAAUACGAUGCCUUUUGGAGAUUUUCAUUUUACAUUUUCUAAAAAUGAUAAAAUAGAACAAAGACCCUGACAAUCUUAGUAAGAACUAAAUAGCUUAAAACUCUCACUCUUUACGACGUCAGUCGUAGAUUUUUUGAUCAAGAGUAAAAUGUGAAUUUUUUUUUCAGACCUAGUGGGUUGCACCAAUUACACUGUGCUGAGUGAACCCGAUCGCCAUACAUCGAAUGGAAGAGGAGAGAGCUCGGACGCAUCUCUCGUACCUGGCUGGUACAGAUUUCAGUCUGGUUCAUGCACUAAAAUGCUGGACCACUGCGUCAGCCACCACAGAUGUCACACAGACAUAACAGGCUGGUUAAACGGGACUCAUCCAUCCCUCGAGGAUGGCGUUGUUAACAGGCAGGCGUGCUUUCACGGUUAUCAUGAUUGUUGUUACAGACGAGUUCAAAUUCAAGUGAGAAGCUGUGAAGGGUUUUAUGUUUACUACCUUAAUCCAUCACCAGCAGGAAACUUUCGCUAUUGUGCAGUUGCCUAGGGAGGACCUUAAGCCACAGAACAGUAGCAUGUGAGCGGCACUAUUGUCUUCAAGUACAAUACGCUAUUAGGCUUAACUGCUUAGUAGCUAUUAAUAUGUUUGAAGUCAUAGCAAGGACAAAAUUACCCUCGAUAUGGUAGCGGGAAGCCAAGAUGGCUUAAAGGCGUUGUAAAUUUUAGACGUCCCAACCUGACACGAAGAGAAGUGUUCUGUUCUCCCAAUUGUCCUAGAAUCAAUUGUCUGAGGUGUACUUUACCAAUCACGUGAUGUCACAAAGAUUGUAACGGAAAUAUAAGAGGAACUGUGAAUUCUUAACAGGAUAGCAAGCGGCUACCCUGUAUGAAAUAGCAUCGCCUAAGGCCAGUAAAAAAGCUGUCAUUUUUUUUUAACCAUAAAGGCCAACCUUGUUUAGCAUAUGUAGCGUAGUUUUACAAAUGUAAUCAAAAUGCAAUCAUCGCCGAAGCGAUGUAUUAUUGAUAAUAAAAAAUCCUUUUUGAGUUAUUAUUACUAUUAUUUAAAAAACAAUAACUUUGCGUUAGCGUUUAGAAUGGCAUGUUGCUCGCCACAAUCAGAUUUUCGCAUUAGGGUAUGUAUCUUGCACCAAUCAGAUUGCCGCAUAAGGGUAUGUAUCUCGCACCAGUCAUAUCAGAGAAUUUGGAUAUCUUGCACCAAUCACAGCGUUUGGGGGCUUUACACAAAGAAUGACAUUAGCCAGGCUCAUUUGAUAAGUGUAAUGAUUUGUGGCCUUCACGAAGGCCUCGUCGCAUUUAACUUUUUGUAUCAUUUUUAAAUUAGAGCUUUUUUUUCCACUCUUUUACUCACAACACACCCGCCAAACAACUUACAUUCCAUUACGUACCAUGAAAACAAAGUCCAAUCAGAACAUACCCAAUCAUUGCACUACAUGAACAUUAGGCAAUUUUUUACGUGCUUUUAUGGCAUUCCACCAAUCAAAUUCUGUUUUGCCACAUUAGACUUCGCUCUAUCACGAAUAAUUUCUUUGUAGACAACCCACAUUUUAUCACCUACUCUAACCGCGUUGUCCAAACCCACUGUAAAAAAUUCACAUGAAGGUAAAUGUUAUCGAUAGUGAUUUUCUCCCUGUUAGAGAAACGGUAGUAAGCGUAGUCCUUUUUGCAACCAUUAUUUGAUCUUGAUCUCUCUCCAACGGGAAAUAAAUGGCGUUGUGUGACGAGACCAAACAACGGUUGCAAAGCGUGGCACUGAUGCAUUUUAUUUUUACAAUGGAGCAAAACAGAGACAAUAGACCACAAAAUACCUGUGUGAGUUCAGAUAAGUAGGGUUUUUUUUCUUUUUCUCAGGUAAACUAAUACGAUAUGAUCGUUCUUUUGAAAGUUAUGCUUUUUUUCUGUUACAAAAAUGAAACAAGACAUUAGGUACACAAAGUGUCCCAUCUCAAGCCGCCCAGCCGAAAAAAGAAAGAUAAUAACUAUCGCAUGCUACGCAUGCCCAUAUUUUAGCUUUUUGUCGACAAUAGUCAGGAUAACGAGGAUAAUAAAAUAUUUAUCAUUUUACCAUUACGGCGCCGAUUAGGGGCAAAGGUACAUUUAAUCAUACUUAAUUUAACUAAUUUUCUCUGAGAGCAUGCUGGGUAUUUUUACUAACCACAUGCAUUUACAAUGGCAGCCCUUUCUUCUUUGUGAUAUUGUUUCUUGCCUAAAAUGUUCCAUGUCACAGUUUGAUGUCACGCAAAUUCAUCAAGUUCAGAAUCGCAAGGUAGAGGGUCCAUAAAAAAAAUUGAUGUUUACUUGAGAAAAAUGAAAACGUUGAGUAAUGAAAGAUUACGAAUGUCAAACUGUUUAGAAAUGGGUGGGAGGUAUCUUUGAUGCCUCUCAGACAGUCAUCAACACUUUACCUACUUCUUCAUGUCCAACUUUAUUAAAAGCUUAUAUCCCAUGGUGCUAUACGUUGGAAGACUGAGGUACAAUGAAAUUGGUCGCUGAUGUUUGCUUAGCGUUUGGGGCCUGAAAUUAAAAAUGAGAGAGGACAGGUGUCGUUUCACGUAUUAACUCCCGUUCCAUAUUAUUCAUCGAUUAUUAAACAUUGUAAUUAGCCUUAAAAGCUUCGCAUUAACUAGUUACUCUAUCAGAAUACAAUGUAUGUAUAUAUCAAUUUAACCUUGUUGUUUGGAUUCUACCCAUCAUCUGUCUGGCAUAUCCAUUCGUCGGGGAUAUGUUAACAAACGCGAUGAAAUUUUCAUCUCCAUCGCGAUAAAACUUCGCCUUUUGAAUCGCCAAAAUUUUUCGUUCAUUCACAAUUUCUCGCCAUAUCUUUCGAGCAUGUCGAACAAGAGGAUAUCUUGGGGUCGAUCACAACAGUGCCAAUCGUAAAAUAAAUUUUAUUAUCAAAUCGUUAAUGAUGCAUGAGGUUAUUAGUUUCCAAAACUAGGGUUAUCACAUUGGCAAUCAGAUGAAAGGUUGACAUCAUCAUUAGCCAAUGGCAACUCAAAGUAAAACCACUUGAACCGCUGGAAAAUGGGAACGAACAAGUCGCGAUUGGUUUCAGUUUUACAUUUGAUUGAUUUAAAGGGUGGCGUAAGUUUCUGGACCAAUCACACAGCAAGUAGAGCAAAACCAAAGCAACCAAAUCCCGGUUUACUUAUAAUUCACAAUAAAGAAUUGAUUUACAUUCAUUAAAUGAGCUGCUGCGGUCCUGUUUAUGGCCCCCCUUCCCCUACUGGUCAUUGUUAGGGUCCCCUCCCCCCUUAAAACCUGUUUCCUUUAUUCGUAUUAAUGAGCCACUAAGGACUAUAAACCUCACGCCUCUAGAUAUGAUCCCAGAUAGAAUUCCCCCUCCAGAGUUUUAAUUCUUGAAUAUACGCAAAUACAUUACUACAGGGUUACAAACCUUCUUACGGUGAAAUACUAACUUCUAGUUAGCGAGAUUAAUUCAGCACGUAAUACCCCCAGGUGAACUUCAAGAAUUGAAAUGAUUAUCGAUGCUCCUUACACUGUGAGUUGUUAAGUUCCGUAAGUAAUGCUCUUACUACAAGCUCUGAAAGUCAAACUAAAGUUUAGAAUUUCUAAGGAAACAGAAAUUACGUGAGAAAAUUUACUCUCCGUGAGGUCAAAGCUCUGACAAGAAGACGUCCUGUCAAAAUACGUCUUUAUUCAACGUCCAUUGUUUGAUAUCCAUGGCCGCAUAUUAACAUACGAAUUUAAAGCAGUCUGCAAUAUUUGAAUUGAAUAAAAAUUUUUGAUGUAGGAAGUUAUGCAUUUUAGCUCGAUAGAAAAUGAAUAAUGACUUCGUAAAAUGCUGUAUGAUGAAACAGAGGCGCAUUUUAAGGAAAAGCUUUCUGAUGUUGAAUGGUUUUUGCUAAACUCAAGGCUUCAUUCGCUCUUAGUUUUCCCCUGAUGGCAAUUUCUGAAAUUGUUGAUUUGUAGAUAUAAAUUUCACAUGUCUAAAACCAGACAUCUCUCUUCUUAUAUUUAGAAAAAAAUAGAUGCUUGAGAAUGAAAAACAUCAUUCUGAAUCGCAGUUUUUCUUGGAGUUAGAGUAAGCUUGUAUUGUCUUGAAAUUCAAAAUUUAGACGACCUUUUUGGCACAGAUUUAAAUGCUUAGACAGUUUAAAAUCACCUGAAUGGGAAUUACUUUUUCAGCUGCAAUGUACGUAGCGUUUAACAAUGCCAAUUAUACUCUUUUUUUCCAGUAUUUGAUUAUGAUUAGCUAAACAAUUUGAUCGCUGAAUGUUUAAUUUUUUCCUUAUUCGUUCGGCGUUUUCUUAGCGAUCUAAUGGAGUCACAUUAACAGCAAUAUUUUCAAAUAUUCUAAGAUCUUUAAAAAAGGAUAACUCAUUGAUAUUUAUUUAAGGACCACGGUGCGUUUCAUGAGAAAGAAGCAUAACGUAUUGCAUAUGUACAUUAAUUUUUGCGCUGCUUUUUCUUGGGAAUCUGUUCAAAAGGCAAGUUUCAACGACAAGGAUGCUAAUGAUUGCUUUCACCGUGGUGCUUGUUUUGAAUCUUCAAAGGGUAAUACCAGAAGUUAUGAUCGCGUCAUUUGAGUUAAGACUUUUUCAUUACUUGCACAUCAGUGCUCUAGAAAAAAGACAUGUUGUCGAGCCCAUCGAUUGCAGCUUUGCAUGUAUACAAAAUGUGUUCUGCGUCUCAUUAAAUGUUGCUGCCGUUGCUGAUGGAAAAGGGAAGUAUUGGUGCGAACUUCUGUCGUCCAACAUGCACAGCGAUGCUGCAAAACUAGCGGCAAAUUAUCAAUCACACCACUACAGCCUUUCGCAGGUAUUUGAGAAAUGAUUAGAUCUUUCAAAUUCCCUUUUCUCUUCCACUGAGACUAAAAUAAUAAAGAAACCAGAGGUCUUUUGUUGUUAAUGUCGUGGGUUGUUUCACGAUUGAAUUUCCAAUAUAGGUAUUUCAAAAUACUUCGCGUUCAACUUUGUAGCUUAUAGGUUUAUUUGUUGUGCGAUAAGAUGUCCUUUUAAGUAAUUUAUGUAUGCAUUUACUGCUGUUUUAUGUUACUCGUUUGUUCUAUAUUUUUUAGAAUUCUUGUGGCGCUGAAAUCUGCUCGAGUCAUGGGAAGUGUAGAGCAAUAUCAUUUAGAAACGGACCCUUCGAGUGCGUCUGUCAUCCCGGAUAUGUUGGAAAACAUUGUGAAAUUGGUGAAUAGUAAUUUUUUUCCAGAUUAAUUUGAAAAUCUCAGAUAGAUGUUACUUCUCUUGGUGGUUACUCUUAAAACUAAAGAUAAAUUAGUGUGUUUCACGUUACAUCCGACGUAACCAUGCCAUCUAGUUUGCUUAUUGUGACAUGAGAUGAGUGCAUGGGAACAGGAAAAAUCAGGUGAAAAUAUAAGGUGGGCGAUAGAGAAAUGAGGCAUCCAUUAAUCUAAGUUCAAUUGAAAUUUGGGAAACUAAAACCAUUCGCAACUUUGUCACCGUUCUUUAUGCAAUUUACUAACUUUUUCUUACUGUCAACUUCAGCUAGACUUUCUUAUGGAUUAGGCGAGCUCUUCAAGAGUAACUAGUGAUGACACGAUAUUUAGAGCGUAUAGUUUUCCCUUACAUGUAAAGUACCUCUAUCUUAAAGGAACCAUAAACAAUAAUCCAGAAAGAAAGAAAAAGACCACAACGAAAAGGAAAAACUAGAAAGGAUCAUGGGUUUUUAAAGAUAGAGAAGCAAAAGUUGAUAUGGAUUGCAGAUCUUUAACUUAAUAAUGUUGGAAAACCUGUCUCAAUAUGGACACAUCAUUACCUGGGCCCUUAAGUAUUUCUGGUUCUCUAUACCCUACUUCCUUUGAGGUCAGCAAAUAUCUUGUCUGAUUAUAAUUAAUUUUUCAAUGUACAAUCGUAGGAUUUUAACUUUUGUGCUUGUAUUUCAGCUGCACCGGAGUGCUUGAAUCAUAAAGUGCUAAGCGAACCAGAUCGGCACACCUCCUACGGAAGAGGUAAAAAAAAAGACAGCUCCUUGAUCCCUGGCUGGUACAGAUUCCAGUCCUAUUCAUACAAAAAGAUGCUGAACAAUUGCGUCCGUCAUCACAUAUGCCGCACAGACCUACCAGGCUGGUUAAAAGGCUCACAUCCAUCGAUAGAGGAUGGCAUUGUCGAUAGGGAAGUUUGUUUCUUUGGAUACAACAAAUGUUGUUACAGAAGAGUUCACAUUCGUGUGAGAAAAUGUAAUGGGUUUUACGUGUAUUUCUUAAAACCACCUCCUCCAGGAAAUUUUCGUUACUGUGCAGUGUAGUGGACCCUAGUUACUCUAAAAUGGCUAAAAAAUUGAACUUCCCUUAGAGAGAAAGAAAAGUGCGCUGAAAAUACUUGCUGUAAAAGCCCAGUUUAAUAAUUUGGCCCGUCCACGUGUUGGGAGCAAUGACGAUCUGUAAUUGUUUACAUUUACAGAUCUGCUUUUUUUCGACUGAAACAGCACUAAGCUGGAUAAUGUUAGAAGAAUAGCGAAUGAAAGCUGCUUUUUAAUUUCAAGGUUGCUGUUGUAAAGUUCUGUUUAGCCAGCCGCUGUUUUUAAAAAAUGUAGGGUUUGAGUAAAAUUAAAAACACAGUGUACUGAGCAAUGACUGAAAGAUCUUGGUCUAAAAUAAGAAUCUGACUCUUGCUACAAAUUGUAAAAUUGACUGACUUGUGCCCAGACCACCUAAGCCUACAAACACAAGAACAAAGCUUGCAUGGUCAGCGUGAUACCAACAUAACAAGCGGCACCCUUUGUUUUCAUCUUAAAUUUUUGCCGGCUUUCGUUAACAUUAAUCUACUUUACUGACUCUUUACUGAGAGUUACAGUUAUCAUGAAGGGAAGCAUGCCAUCACAAAUUUAUCACCAUUUAUCCAUCCACCGAGAGUAAUUUGCAUCAAAAUAUUAAACAGUAGAGUUUAUGAAAUCCUGUUGAUAUCAUGAAUUUUAAUAAUCUUGCAAGAUAAAUAAAAAAGACAUCUGGUAUCUUAAAGGAUUUUUAAGGAAGUAACUUCUGAUAAUCACGAGGUCUAUCUAUUAGUUUCUAAAGAAACUGCGUCGGAAGGCAAUAGAAAUAGUUGAUUGGUUAUCAACUACGAUUUGAUAAAUGUAGUCAGCGAAUUUUUAAGAAGCUGAAAUUCAGGGCAUUUUCUCUUCGUUAAGGUAACUUUCGGACCCUCAGUGUUGCCUGGGUGACGAAAAAUUCACAGACAUCCUUUUUUUUUAAAAAUUAUUACGAGAAUCUCAAACUGGUUGCAUAAAGAUUCCCACUGUCUGUCCGAUAGAAAGCUUUAUCAGAAAGUAAUAGUUAUUAUGGGAACUAAAUUGAAAGUUAGAAGGGACAGGUGCUAUAUCGCAUGUUAAUUUCUGCUGUUUAACUUGUCGUAAAAAUUGUCAUAACUAUAUAAUGUAUUACAUAUGUCUUGUCAUUUGAAGACUAUCAGGCAUCUAUCUGGCGUUAAAAUUUGUCUGGUAGAAUUUCACAAAGGAGAUGAAAUUCUGCGCUUUAAUCGCUUUGAUAGUUUGCCUUUCGAACCGUUAUGGACUCGUUGCUAAAAAUAUAAGAGCUUCGUAUGAGCCACUACCUGUACCUUAACGCUUCUUACAUAAUGAGAAUGUUUGUGGAGGACAUCCUCGACUGUAGCCUAGCCUGCCUUGAGAACAACCUCUGCGUUUCAUUCAACUUGGCGGUUAAUGCUGAUAGUGAAGGAAAACGCUGGUGUGAUCUUCUAUCGUCCCAUAUCUACAACAACACUGAAAAGCUCAUUGUAGAUCAAAAUUCACAUCACCUCACGUUGAAGGUACAUAAUUAGUUAGGUCAGUGUAGCCUACUGACAGGUCGGUCUGUAGUUAGCAGAAACUGGAAGUAGGAGAAGUACUGUAUAAAACGCUACACAAUUUUAAUCCAGAAUUUUUAAGGCCAAAACUCAUUGAAAGGAACGAACUUACUUCAUUAAUCUGAGAAAUAGUGAGAGUGAGCCUGUAGUUCCACCACUCGGCAAAUAAUUUUCAAGCGAAGCUUAAGUUACGGUAAUUCGGUACUGUGGAAUGGCUUUCCUCGCCGCCUGCGUCGAGCGUCAUCAUCAACAGACUUUAAAACUCUAGCUAAUAAACCGCCACAAAUUUCAGUGAGUGAAUCACUUAUUUUUUCAUCUCUUAUGCUUUAGUUAUAGCUAUCGUUCGACAGCCUUGCAAAUCAUGUUAUCAAUUUUUUUUGUAUUAUUUCAUUUUUAUAUCUAUCACUUGUUUAUACGAAAUCCCUGAAGGAUCCGUGGGUAAAUAAAGUUGACUUGACUUGAAUUUCGUAAUUUCAGCGCGAGUCGGAACACAAUUUACCUUCCAAACAUACAGAGACGUGAGAGCAUUAAGUAAUGUUACUCUGUUGAAUGUCAACAAAACUCUCUCGCCAGUAGUCUCCCAUCAAGUUUUACAUGAGGAAAGAAAGACGAUGGAAAGGUCCGAAUCAUGCACAACUUUCUCUGUGCGAAAAAGAGCUAGUAAACUCAGAUUUGAUGGGUACUCAUUUGUCAGUUGAUGAUAAUUAUUGAUAUCAUUUACCAUGGUUACGUGCAUGUGUGAGUGGAUUCAGCUGACAAGAAAUAUUCAGAAUUAAAAAGUUUGUGGAAAAGAAAAGCAUUCACUUUCUUGAUCAAAAGGCGCCGCGGUGUCUAUCAUAAUUAAAACGAGAUCUCCUGCAGGGUCAGAUAAAUUAUGCCUGGCCUUAUGCUCAGCAUUAUAAAGUAUAUUCAAAGCAUCAAGCAUGAUACCGGUAUAACGACCAAACUUCGAAAUUCCCCUGUUACAAUUCUAAUUAUAUACAAGAAAAAAUUACUCAGUUCUAAUUGGUUAAGAUAAGUGCAGUUUUUAGGUAAUUCAAUGCAGAAGAGGAUUAAUUCAGGGCAAAGAAAGUAACAAACCAGACAUUCUGAUUGGUCAAUAAAUUUUUGCCGGCUUUCGUUAACAUUAAUUUACUUGUACUGACUUUAAUUAGAGUUACAGUUAUCAUGAAGGGGGGCAUGCCAUUACAAAUUUAUCACCAUUUAUCCAUCCACCGAGAGUAAUUUGCAUCAAAAUAUUGAACAGUAGAGUUGCUGAAAUCCUGUUGAUAUCAUGAAUUUUAACAAUCUUGCAAGAUAAAUAAGACAUCUGCUAGCCGUCUUGUCAUUUGAAGACUAUCAGGCAUCUACCUGGCUUUAAAAUUUGUCUGGUAGAAGUUCACAAAGGAGAUGAAAUUCUGCGUUUUCUUCGCUUUAAUAGUUUGCCUUUCGAACCGUGAAGGACUCGUUGCUAAAAAUAUAAGAGCUUCGUAUGAGCCACUACUGCACCAUUACCUUAACGCUUCUUACAUAAUGAGAAUUUUUGUGGAGGACAUCCUCGACUGUAGCCUAGCCUGCCUUGAGAACAACCUCUGCGUUUCAUUCAACUUGGCUGUUUUUGCUGAUAAUAAAGGAAAACGCUGGUGUGAUCUCCUAUCGUCUCAUAUCUACAACAACGCUGAAAAGCUCAUUGCAGAUCAGUUUUCACAUCACCUCACGUUAAAGGUAUGGCUAGGAAUAUAAAUCACGUUAGGCUUUCAGUGGACUGGAAUACAGUGCGGAGUAAGAAAGGAAUACAAACAAAAUUGCGGGUCGGAUUGUUUACAUGCAAAACCUUCAUAUCCGCGCACGAUACAGGUUCCGCAGAUUAGGGAUAUUAUUAAAAACGAUACAUAACACCACUUACGCCAUAAUUGACCACUUAAUGUACAUAAUCUCGCUAAAAACUACUACUAACGUUGAUUUCGGGAGGGAAACGUGGAUUAAAAAUUACUUGAAAGAUUAUUCUUAGUUUUAUGUGGGUGGUUCCGCUUUAAUUGACCGUUCAGUAUUGGUGGAAGAUAAAAUGUAAUACAAACAGGAUUCAGAACUCAGUUAAGGGUGACCUUGAUGGAAUUGACCACUUGAUGAAGGUGAAAAUUACAUUAAUUAAGGGGAGACAAAUUUGCAACUUUGACAAUCGAUCGCUUUAAUUAUUACAGGGUGACCACUAAAACGGUGCGGCUUGAUACAGUUUUGACUCUAUUCAGAAUUGUAGCGGUCAUGAAUUAGAAAAGCAAGCACUUUCUUGAUCAAAAGCCGUCCUGGUGUUCCUCAUAAAUAGAAAGAAAGUCUUCAGGCAGUGAGGUUUGCAAACAAAGAGGCUUAAAUUUUGUUUUCAGAACUCAAUGGAAUUUGAACACGAGCCAUAGGAAACGAAGUCUUUUUUAAUAAUGAUCAUGACAAAAUGAAAACAAAACAACCGAAAAAAAAGACAGAAUAUUAAUAAAAAAAAACAAAACAGAAAAACCAGGCGGUUUUGUUCAUGUUGGAUAACGGUCCUAAUUAAAGAACAAGGUAUUCUCUGUUGCAUGUCACCUAGGAUGCUUAAAUUACCAGCCGGCUGAAAAUACAAUUGACAUAACCACAGUGGUUUUAUGAACAUAACAAUGUUUGUUUUUUAGAAUCCUUGUACCGAACAAAUCUGUUCCAGCCAUGGAUUAUGUUCACCGAUUUCGCUCAGAGACGGAACCCAUAAAUGCGUUUGUUACCCGGGUUAUCGCGGCAGUAAUUGUGAAAUUGGUGUGUAACUUUUAAGAUUUUUUGUUGUUUUUCAACCGAAUUGAUUAAGCUAUGAUAUGAUACUGAUAACAACAAUUGAUCUGAAUAAUGGAUCACUGAUUAGUCUAAGGAGUUAUAUUUUGUGUGACGAGAGCCAAAUCUCACUCCAUCCCUUUAAAAGGGCGUUCAAUCGAUCCCUCUCCCUGCCCUUGGGUUUCCACUGCUUCAUUGGCCACAGUUCUGGCUCUAACACUGGUACGAGAAGUUGGAGAACGUAUUUAACUCCUUUUAGGUCUUCGCUACGUCUUAAAAUCUUUAGGAGCUCCACAGCAUGAUGCAUAUAUGAUAUUCGGUGCUGGUACAAGAGGCAUACGAACGACGUUUAUGGAGUUUUCAAAGAAAAUUGUACCUAAGGAAACACCAUGUUUGGAACUUUAAUUUUCAUCAAGUCUUCCCCCAAAUUAAUAAAAGAUGGUAACUGAACCGCUGGGUGGGGUGAGAUUUGGUCUGAAAUGAUAUGCGUGAUUUUGUACUGGUAAUCGCAUGAUUUUGUGUGCAAUUUGGGAUAAAUCAGCGCGCGUAAAUUUUUUCAAAGACUAAAGCCAUUUAUCGCCGUUAAUUUUUGGAAUCCUUAGACUUCCAGACUUUCAUCCAGUUCUUUGUGCUUUGUUGGGUGUUUCUGUUCCUCUCGUUCUCCCUAAAACUCUGAAUUAGAACGUUGCUACUGUCUCCGAACCAGUCCGCCAUUUUUUGUUGUUGUACUUUUGUGACAUACCCGUCAAUUAAUUUAAUUUCAAUUUUCUGCACUUUCUGGGAUUAGUUGAGGUGUUCUCGACCAUUGAGCACCCAAAAAGUUUUAUAUAUUUAUAUUAUUAUUACUCUGACAAUCUUAGCGAGAAUGAAACGGCUAAAACUCUCACUCUCUACGACGUGAAAUGUGUAUAUAUAUAUUUUCACAGUCCUAGUGGGUUGCACCAAUUACACUGUGCUGAGUGAACCCGAUCGCCAUACAUCGUAUGGAAGAGGAGGCAACUCGGACGCAUCUCUCGUACCUGGCUGGUACAGAUUUCAGUCUGGUUCAUACACUAAAAUGCUGGACUACUGCGUCAGCCACCACAGAUGUCGUACAGACAUAACAGGCUGGUUAAACGGGCUUCAUCCAUCUCUCGAGGAAGGCAUUGUUAACAGGCAGGCGUGCUUUCACGGGUAUUAUAAUUGUUGUUACAGACGAGUUCAAAUUCAAGUGAGAAGCUGUGAAGGGUUUUAUGUUUACUACCUUAAUCCAUCACCAGCAGGAAGUUUUCGCUAUUGUGCAAUUGCUUAG
This is a messenger RNA of Pocillopora meandrina, 12713 nucleotides long. NCBI's taxonomy places the organism in Eukaryota, Metazoa, Cnidaria, Anthozoa, Scleractinia, Pocilloporidae. The record is from the annotation of a GenBank genome assembly.